GCGGUCUCUCCCAUCUCGCGCUCGCGUCGGCUGUCUCUCGCUCCCCUUCCAUCCUCGGCGGCAGUGCGAGGUACAAUUUGACAGCGACACUGUCUCUGCAAAGAAAGCUUACUUUUCCGUCUUUCUCGUUAUCGCUCUCCUUGUCUCCGGCUACAGAUAGCGGGACAGAGAGAACGGGUUCAUUUGGGGGCUCCUCUGGAAUAAGAAAGCAUUGCUGUUUCUGACAAGGCAGAAGAAAGAUGAGAUUCCUCUGGAUAUCCAAAGAACAGUGAUCUUGUUCUGGAUACCUUACGGGCGUGACCACAUAUUCCAACGGGAUUCCUGAGGAAUUUUACUCUUUCAUGCUGCCGGUCUGAAACAGUCCUGCUGACAGCUUUCUUAUAUGGUUCACUCUCCUGGGAUGGGCGUGACAGGAUGAUCUGUGGAGGAAGGUCUCAGGAGAGAGGAUGUUCUACUGAUUUUCACACAUUUGCCCUCAUACUAUUGAAUCCUUGGGGAAGUUACUGGGGUUCGUACAGGCUGUGAGAGUUUCCUGCAUCUGGGGAGAUCAGAACAGAUUUUGCUCAAAGUGGCCCGUGCUCGCUCGGCCUGCUGGAGGAUGCUGGUGCCAGUCCUUCCCAUCAUGCACUUUGCCAGGCUGCUGCUGCUGAUCCUGGGCCUGCUCGGUCUUACCGCUGCUGAGACGCCGCCGAAGUUCCUGAGAACCCCCAACGACCAGACGGGGGUGCAGGGCGGCGUCGCCUCCUUCAUCUGCCAGGCCGCGGGCGACCCCCGGCCCAAAAUCGUGUGGAACAAGAAGGGGAAGAAAGUCAGCAACCAGCGAUUUGAGGUAGUGAUAGAGUUUGACGACGGCUCCGGCUCGGUGCUCAGAAUUCAGCCGCUGCGAACCCCGCGGGACGAGGCCGUGUACGAAUGCGUGGCCUCCAACAGCGCUGGAGAGACCAGCUCGUCCACCAGGCUCACUGUGCUACGUGAGGACCAGCUGCCCCCCGGCUUCCCCACCAUAGACAUGGGCCCGCAGCUGAAGGUGGUGGAGCGGACGCGCACGGCCACCAUGCUGUGCGCGGCCAGCGGGAACCCCGACCCGGACAUCUCCUGGUUCAAGGACUUCCUGCCCGUCAACACCACCAACAACAACGGCCGCAUCAAACAGCUGCGAUCAGAAUCCUUUGGUGGUACACCAAUAAGAGGUGCGCUACAGAUCGAGCAGAGCGAAGAGUCGGACCAGGGCAAGUACGAGUGCGUCGCCACCAACAGCGGCGGAACUCGAUACUCCGCCCCCGCCAAUCUCUACGUCAGAGAGCUGCGAGAAGUCCGGCGAGUCCCGCCCAGAUUCUCCAUCCCUCCGACGGACAGCGAGAUCAUGCCGGGGGGGAGCGUGAACAUCACCUGCGUGGCGGUGGGCUCCCCCAUGCCCUACGUCAAGUGGAUGCUGGGGGCCGAGGACCUGACGCCCGAGGACGACAUGCCCAUCGGCCGGAACGUCCUGGAGCUCACCGACGUCCGCCAGUCCGCCAACUACACCUGCGUGGCCAUGUCCACCCUGGGCGUCAUCGAGGCCGUGGCCCAGAUCACGGUCAAAGCGUUGCCUAAGGCGCCCGGCGUUCCCGUGGUAACGGAGAGGACGGCCACGAGCAUCACGCUGACGUGGGACUCGGGGAACCCAGAGCCCGUGUCAUACUACAUCAUCCAGCACAAGUCCAAGGCGUCCGAGGACACGUACAAGGAGAUCGACGGCGUGGCCACCACGCGCUACAGCGUGGGCGGGCUCAGCCCCUACUCGGACUACGAGUUCCGGGUGGUGGCGGUGAACAACAUCGGGCGUGGCCCGGCCAGCGAGGCCAUCGAGGCGCGGACGGCGGAGCAGGCGCCCAGCACCGCCCCCCGCCAGGUCAGAGGUCGCAUGCUGAGCAGCACCACCGCCAUCACGCACUGGGACGAGCCCGAGGAGGCCAACGGCCAGAUCAUGGGCUACCGGGUCUACUACACCACCGAGCCCAACCAGCACGUCAACCUCUGGCACAAGCAGAUGGUGCGGGGGGCCAACUUCCUCACCAUCCAGGGCCUGACGCCCAACAAGACCUACUUCAUCAAGGUCCUCGCCUUCACUUCUGUGGGAGACGGGCCGCUGUCCCCCGACCUGCAGAUCAUUGCGAAGACAGGAGUUCCGUCCCAGCCAACCGACUUCAAAGGAGAAGCCAAAUCAGAAACAAGUAUACUGUUGUCAUGGGUACCGCCCCCUCAGAACGGUCAAGACAAUCAAAUUACUGGAUAUGAACUGGUGUACCGAAGAGGAGAUGAAAAGGAAGAGAAACGGGUCAGCUUCGAGCCCACGACCACCUUCCUGCUGAAGGACCUGAAGCCCUUCACCACCUACACCUUCAUGCUAGCGGCUCGCAGCAAACACGGGGUCGGGGCGUACACCAACGAGAUCUCCACCGAGACCCCCCAAACACAGCCCUCGGCUCCGCCCCAGGAUGUGAAAUGCUCUAGCGCCAGUUCCACCAGCAUCCUGGUAAGUUGGCGGCCUCCCCCGGCGGACUUACAGAACGGGAUUAUCGCCAAGUACUCGGUCCGGUACGCCGCCGCCGCCAUGGCGACGGCCGGCGAGAACGCGUCCUCCCCCGUCCGAGUCGCGGACCUCCCCCCCGAGAGCUUGCGCCACCUGCUGGAGAACCUGGAAAAGUGGACGGAGUACAGCGUGAGCGUGAGCGCUCACACGGAGGCGGGGCCCGGUCCCGCCAGCCUGCCGCUGCUCAUCCGCACCGAGGAGGACGUUCCCAGCGGCCCCCCUCGUAAAGUCGAGGUGGAGGCCGUCAACUCUACGUCAGUUAAAGUCACGUGGCACUCGCCGCCCCCAAACAAGCAGCACGGGCAGAUCAGGGGGUACCAGGUGCACUACGUCAGGAUGCUGAACGGGGAACCCACAGGACCGCCGCUCAUUAAGGACAUCCUGAUCGACGACGAGCAGUGGGAGUACGAUGAUUCAACUGAACAUGAGAUGGUCAUCUCUGGGCUCCAAGCGGACACCGCCUAUUCCGUCGCCGUGGGCGCGUACACCACCAAAGGGGACGGGGCGCGGAGCAAGCCCAAACUGGUCUCGACCACCGGCGCCGUCCCUGAAAAGCCCACCAUCAUGUUCAGCUCCACCAACAUGGGCACGUCCCACAUCCAGUGGUACCCCCCCGCCAACACCUUCGGCCCCCUGCUGGGGUACCGGCUGAGUUUCGGGCGCAAGGACGGGGACCCGCCGACGGUGGUGGAGCUCCCGGAGGGGGAGACGCACUACACCACCAAAGAGAUCCUCCGGGGGGCGCCGUACGUGCUGCGCCUGUCGGCCCGCAACCGGGCCGGCCUCGGGGAGGAGGCGGUGAAGGAGGUGUCUACCCCGGAGGACGUGCCCGGCGGGUACCCCCAAAACGUGGCGGCCUCGGCCCCCACCGCCAGCACGGCCCGGAUCUCCUGGGAGCCGCCGCCGCUCGCCGAACGGAACGGCGCCGUCGUCAAGUACGGCCUGCAGUACCGGGACCCCGAGGGCCCUGCGGGGCCCGCCGAACUCCUGAUCUCCACCCCCGAGUCCUCCGUCACCCUCGACGGCCUCAAACCCGACACCGCUUACGAUGUUAAAAUGUGCGCGUUCACCAGCAAGGGCCCCGGCCCCUAUAGCCCCACUGUGCAGUUCAGGACCCUGCCUCUGGACCAAGCAGUGUUUGCAAAAAAUUUUCGCGUGAAAGCAGCGAUGAAGACAUCGGUCCUCCUGACGUGGGAGACGCGCGAAAACUACAACCCAUCCCAGCCUUUCACGAUUCUCUAUGACAACGGGCAGAGCGUGGAGGUGGACGGGAAGCUCACGCAGAAGCUGAUCACCAACCUGCAGCCGGAGACGCAGUACUCCUUCCUCCUGACCAACCGCGGGAACAGCGCGGGGGGGCUCCAGCACCGCGUGACCACCAUGACGGCGCCGGACGUCCUGCGCACCAAGCCCUACCUGAUCAGCAAGACCAAGUCCGACGGCAUGGUGACCGUGGAGCUGCCCGCCGUGAAGACCACGGAGAGAGUCAGGGGUUACUACGUCGUGGUGGUGCCGCUGAAGAAACAACGCAAUGGAAAGUUCCUGAAGCUGUGGGACAGCCCCGACGACAUGAACCUGGAGGAGUUGCUGAAGGAGAUCAACAGGACGAGCCGUGGCCUGCGGUUGCGGCGGCAGGCGGAGCCCAGGGCCUACAUCACGGCCUACUUCAGAGACCUCCCCGGCGAGUUCACCCUGGGCGACGGGAAGCUCUACGGCGACUUCGAGAACAGGCCCCUGCAGAACGGGCAGGAGUACGUCUUCUUCGUCCUGGCCGUGCUGGAGAUCUCCGAAAACACCAUGUACGCCACCAGCCCCUACUCCGACCCCGUGGUCUCCGCCCACAUCGACCCGCAGCCAAUCGUGGACGAGGAGGAGGGGCUUAUGUGGGUGGUGGGGCCAGUGCUUGCUGUGAUCUUCAUCAUUUGCAUAGUCAUCGCCAUCCUCCUGUUCAAGAGCAAACCAGACAGGAAAAGAGCAGAGUCUGAAGCCAGAAAGGGGAGCCUUCCCAACAACAAGGAGCUGCUAUCCCAUCAUCCCACUGACCCCGUGGAGCUGCGACGACUCAACUUCCAAACGCCUGGUACAGGUGUCUCCGGUUACCCCGGUAACCUCCAUACGCCAAGUAUGGUCAGCCACCCACCAAUCCCCAUCACGGAGCUCACAGACCAUUUGGAACGGCUGAAAGCGAAUGACAACUUGAAGUUUUCUCAAGAGUACGAGUCCAUCGACCCGGGACAGCAGUUUACAUGGGAGAACUCCAACCUGGAAGUGAACAAGCCAAAGAACAGAUACGCCAACGUCAUCGCGUACGACCACUCCCGAGUGCUGCUGUCGGCCAUCGAUGGCAUCCCGGGUAGCGACUACAUCAACGCCAACUACGUCGACGGGUACAGGAAGCAGAACGCCUACAUCGCCACCCAGGGCUCCCUGCCCGAGAGCUUCGGCGACUUCUGGAGGAUGAUCUGGGAGCAGCACACCGCCAACAUCGUCAUGAUGACCAAGCUGGAGGAAAGAUCGAGGGUUAAAUGUGACCAGUACUGGCCCACGAGAGGGACAGAGACGUACGGUCUGAUCCAGGUCACGUUGCUUGACACGGUGGAGCUAGCGACGUACUGCGUGAGGACUUUCGCUCUUUACAAGAACGGAUCGAGUGAAAAGAGGGAGGUCAGGCAGUUCCAGUUCACUGCCUGGCCGGACCACGGGGUCCCCGAGCACCCCACCCCUUUCCUGGCCUUCCUCCGGCGGGUCAAGGCCUGUAACCCCCCAGACGCUGGGCCCAUGGUGGUGCACUGCAGCGCGGGCGUGGGCCGGACCGGCUGCUUCAUCGUGAUCGACGCCAUGCUGGAGCGCAUCAAGCACGAGAAGACGGUGGACAUCUACGGCCACGUGACGCUGAUGCGCUCGCAGCGCAACUACAUGGUGCAGACGGAGGACCAGUACAUCUUCAUCCACGACGCGCUGCUGGAGGCCGUCGCCUGCGGCAACACCGAGGUGCCCGCCCGCAACCUGUACGCCUACAUCCAGAAGCUCACGCACGUGGAGCACGGCGAGAACGUCACCGGGAUGGAGCUCGAGUUCAAGCGUUUGGCCAACACAAAGGCCCACACGUCUCGGUUCAUCAGUGCCAAUCUUCCCUGCAACAAGUUCAAGAACCGCCUUGUAAAUAUAAUGCCAUACGAGUCCACCAGGGUGUGUCUCCAGCCAAUCAGAGGAGUGGAAGGCUCUGAUUACAUCAACGCCAGCUUCAUCGAUGGCUACAGGCAGCAGAAGGCCUACAUCUCCACGCAGGGCCCGCUGGCGGAGACGACGGAGGACUUCUGGAGGAUGCUGUGGGAGCACAACUCCACCAUCGUGGUGAUGCUGACCAAGCUGCGCGAGAUGGGGAGGGAGAAAUGUCACCAGUACUGGCCCGCGGAGAGGUCUGCUCGGUACCAGUAUUUUGUGGUGGACCCCAUGGCGGAGUACAACAUGCCCCAGUACAUCCUGAGGGAGUUCAAAGUGACGGACGCCAGGGACGGCCAGUCGAGGACGGUGCGGCAGUUUCAGUUCACCGAUUGGCCGGAGCAAGGAGUGCCGAAGUCCGGCGAGGGUUUCAUCGACUUCAUCGGCCAGGUGCACAAAACGAAAGAGCAGUUCGGCCAGGACGGGCCCAUCUUCCGUGCACUGCAGUGCGGGGGUGGGGCGGACCGGCGUCUUCAUCACCCUCAGCAUCGUCCUGGAGAGAAUGAGGUACGAGGGCGUGGUGGACAUUUUCCAGACCGUCAAGAUGCUGAGGACACAGAGGCCGGCCAUGGUGCAGACGGAGGAUCAGUACCAGUUUUGCUACCGGGCUGGUCUGGAGUACCUGGGCAGUUUUGAUCACUAUGCAACAUAAAACAUUCUGUCCUUGGAGUGGAGGCAGCAGGGCCAUGAAAUCACAGAGCCUCUUCUGAGCCAUAGUCACCUGCUUGAGGAAUACUUCUUAACGUCAAGCUAUAAACCAGAUAAGUGUCGGAUGUGAAACACAAAAAAAAAACAAACAAAACAAAACAAAAAGUAAAACGAUUAAAUAUCCCAGGUGGACCAAGUACUGACUACAGUGGAUAAACCACUCUGACUUUAACAGAGGAGUCCUGACUGGUAAGGCAUCCUAAGGACAUCGUUACAGUUUUUUAGUUUUUUUUGUUUGUUUUGUUUUUUUUUCUUUUUCUCUCGGUUGCCUCCUGGAUUCACCUGGUUUUCAAAUGGAAAGGAAGGUUUUACUAAAAUGGAGUCAUGGACAGCCAGCCACCACAUCAACAGUACGAGCCAGAGCCAGAGUUCUGACAGCUAAAUGACUGGCACAAAUACUCAGUACUCUGUGUAAAGGAAGUCUGACCGUUUCGCAGUCAAGUACACCACAUCUUUUUUUUUUCUUUUUUUUUUUGAAGAACACCAGGUUUGGGAAGUGCUGACAAAACUGAACUUCAUGGAAGUAACCACCCCCAUCCCACCCCCCCGCCCCCCACCCCCAUGGUCCAUUAACAAUGAGGGGAAAAAAUAGGAAAUGUUUAACAUACAUGAAAAGUCAAAUUUACUGAUUUAGUUUUCUAGUACUUUACUAUACAGCUAACCUGUGCUUUGUUUUUAACCAUGUAAACGUAUUUCCUUUUUUUAAACAAACUUUUAUCAUUUGAUGAGGUGAAUUAAGCAAAACAUUUGAUGAAUUUUGGUUUUAUUUUCUCCUGACGAGGUUUUUUUAAGCUGUAGAACUGUUCUGAUAUAUGUACCACCAUGCAGAGGAAAUCAACAUUUUUCAUGUAGCUCUCCUCCAUUUGUUUUUAAUUUUCUUCCUAUUUUUGUUCAUUUGUUGAGCGUUUUCUUGUACAGUCCUCUAUGUUCAAUACCAAAUUUAAACAUUUUUACAGGGUUAUUGUUUGUUUUUUUAUUUUUUUUUAAAACACUAAUUAUGAAUGCCCAUCAUGACUAUGAGAUUAACUUGGGCCUUGUGGAAUCAACAGGGAUGAGCAAAGUAUAAAGUUGCUGCUACUGGUUAUCUUAGUUCUUCCAUGUUAUGACCACCUACAGCUUGCCAAAAUAACCUCUGGAAAAGAAUUCCCCCGUAUAUAUAGUAAAAAUAUAUAAAUAUAAUAUAUAUAUAUAAGUGAAUCUAUACAUAGAGAGAUGAUUAUUUAUAUUUUCAAAUAGCUUCCACAAAGAAAUUUCUGUAUUUUAGGGGGGAAAUUGAGAUCUUUGUCACUGGAAUGCACAUCGAUGGGGCGAAAUCUAUUCUGACACAGUGCAUCACUUCUUGUGCAAUAAAUAGGUGUGUUAUGGGUAGUGCUGACGUCGUUGUUCGUCGUGAUUCACCGCACAGUGAUUCUGUGAGUGGUUAAGGGGACUGCGAUGACUGUACGGCCGAGCGUUCAUCGAUGCCCGUCCUCUUGAAAGCGAGGCGUCGAUUCUGCGGGCGACUGCGUUUGCCUGGUCGAAAAAAAGCCGAUCUUGGGGUUCAUCCUCCAUAGUCAGUACGGCACGCCAGAGGGGUCACCGUCCUAGGGGUCCGAUACGUUCAACAGCAUAAAAUUGUUUUUGAUUUUACAUUUAGAGUGCCUUAUAACGUAUGCCUGUUUUUUAUAUAUAACGUUCCUUUAAAGGUUUUAUGUAUUAUAUGUGUAUAUUUCUUUUUACCUGAAGUAUUCAUUUUUAGUACGUUAUUUGAAAUUAUAUAUGCAAGUAAGCCUGGCGAAAUGGUCCUGUGUUGAUUUUCUGUUCUCUCUGGGAAAUUGAAAGGCCAGUUGUCGACAGUCGUAGAAACAACAGGCGAACAAGAGCCUGUGAAGGACAUCGAUCCCUGUAAUUAAAUCCCCUAAGCCUAGUCAUAGUUUUGGGUUUUCAUGUUUAAGCGUCUUAAUGCUUUAACGUUAUAGUAUUUUUUAACUAGCACUUUUGAAACUGCAGGCAUAGUCGAGAUAAAAUGAUACCACAGAAUGUUAUUCUGUCACAUUGCCACAGGUGUUGGGUUGAGUACAGGUGGGGAUAAAACGAUACCACAGAAUGUUAUUCUGUCACGUUGGCGCAGGUGUUGGGUUGAGUACAGGUGGGGAUGAAAGGAAUGUCAGGUAAAAGGGUAGUGCAAGUGGGUGCUUACAGGACGAGGGUUUGCACCAGCAUAAAGAUUUUUUUUUUUUUAAACGCACCUUGGGCAGUUUGAAGACCAAACUUUGGCUGUAAACGCACUUUCUCCUUGCGUCUGUGAGCUGACGGCGGCCGGGAGAGACGGCCGAGGUGCGCUGCAGUCGUUGCGAAAAGGAAAAAAAAAAAAAAAAAAACGCCGUUCGAGUGUCCUCUGGACAAUGGCGGGAAGCAGUUGAUUAACCGCGGGACCCAGGUCUGCUCUCGACAAACCCCCCCCCCCCUCCCGACAAUCAAAAUGGCUCCCUCUUCAAGCAGAGUCCUGCUUUUCAAUCUGGUUCUUUUUUUUUUCUUCUUCUUCAUAUGGAUGCAUCGAGCCUGAGCUUCUCUGAUUCUACCCUAAGUCCUCCCUCGGAGGACAUCGUGGAUGUGCAUUCCAGUUCCCCUUCCCCUUUUCCCUAGCAACGCAAACAUCACAACCGCUCAGUCCACCGCAAAAGGCAUUUUUCUUUUUUUUUUUUUUAAAAAAAAGCUACUUUUUUUCUUUCUUUCCUUUGUGUCAUGAGUGCAACCAGUAAGGUGCUAUUAUUUUAGUGUCAUUCGGGUGCAGGUGUCAUACGUCGGUCUUGUGCUUUAUUUCUCUUCAGCAAACGGUCAUCGUGCCUCUGUGUUUCCCCUCCAUUUUGUUUUAUAUGCAUGUGUACGACAUCUCAGAUGGCCAGACGGAGGCCUCCUAGGAAGAAUUGCACUUUCUAUAUCUUUGUACUAUGCACUGCCCUAUUGAUUCUAAACCCAAUAACGUUACUUGAACCCAUCUGUAAGAAUUUAAGAAUUUUCACUUUGUGUGUAUGUAAAUAACACGGAAAAAGUAUGACUUUAAAAAGUAAAAAGUAAAAAAAAAAAAAAAGGGAAAAUAAAAAGUUUGUGUCUGAAAACGAGCAUCUCUUCUGGUGGCACGAUAACUCGGACGACGAGAUCCUGUCAUGGCCAUCUUUGACCAUCUUGUUUUUUUUCACGUGGCUUUGCCGUUCGAGUUUGGAGUGUCAUCGCAAAACGUUGACGUCGUGUUCUCUGCUCUCUCUCUCUCUCUCUUCACCCUCUCAUCUGGAUGCAUCGAACGAAAGUAAUAAAUUGUAAAAAAAUUAAUAAAUUUAAAAAAAAUAAAAGGCUUGUUAAAAGAAUCGAUUACCUCUGAUCAGUAGUUAACGUAAAAUGUUUUUUUUUUUGGUUUUUUUUUUGUUCCCCCCCCCCCCCCCAGAAUGAAAGGAGUGCAUUUUAUUUUCUUACUUAGGUUACAUUGGUGGCAAGAGAAGUCUGUAUAAAAAUCAGUUCUUUGCUGACACAAGUUCCAUUUGUUACAAAUGAAUUCUAAUAAAAAAUGUCAGUGUUA
Anguilla anguilla (European eel) is the source of this 10055-nucleotide messenger RNA. Its product is annotated as receptor-type tyrosine-protein phosphatase delta-like. NCBI's taxonomy places the organism in Eukaryota, Metazoa, Chordata, Actinopteri, Anguilliformes, Anguillidae. Gene Ontology annotation, biological process: protein dephosphorylation. Gene Ontology annotation, molecular function: protein tyrosine phosphatase activity; protein binding. The transcript has 44 exons. The record is from RefSeq and is a predicted model, not a curated record. The coding region runs from base 599 to 6430 and encodes 1943 amino acids.